Telopea speciosissima is the source of this 1287-nucleotide messenger RNA. RefSeq lists its product as uncharacterized. The transcript has a single exon. Lineage: Eukaryota; Viridiplantae; Streptophyta; Magnoliopsida; Proteales; Proteaceae. Bases 1 to 1287 code for a protein of 428 amino acids. The record is from RefSeq and is a predicted model, not a curated record.
AUGGAAAACAAGAGUGGUUUUGAAACCUUCCUUCUAGACAAUGGAGUUUUCAUCUUCAAGCUUGCUGAUGUAGAAGACAAACGCAGAGUUCUGGAUGAAGGCCCUUGGAAUGUUGGAAGAAAACCUCUUUUCCUCCGCCAAUGGAAUCGCUACCUCCAACCGCAUCGCCUCGACCUUAGCUCGCUCCCUCUCUGGGUCUCCCUCCUUGGGCUCCCUUUGCAUUUUUGGUGUGAGGAGGGCCUUAGCGUGAUUGGCUCGGUCCUUGGAAACCCUCUCUAUUCCGAUGGCAGAACCAAACUCCAGGAUCGUCUCGCCUUCGCCAAAAUUUGUGUGGAAGUUUCGGCGGAUGCUCCCUUGCCAGCUUCCAUCCUCGUUGUUGAUGAUGAAGGGUUCUCCUUCAACCAGGCUGUACAUUACGAAUGGACCCCUCCUCAGUGUUUAUCCUGCAAGUUGUUUGGCCAUUCGAUCGAAAAAUGCCCUGCUGCUGGGCGUGGCGCCUCCGCUAAAGAUCCCUCUGCAGGAGCUGUCUCCUCUGUUCCGCCUUCUUCUAGUGAGAAUCCCAUCCAUGCCUUGGAUCUCUGCCCCAGCGGUACCUCAGCCGAGGUUCCUGGUUCGAUAAUCAUUCCUCCUGCUGUGACGGUUUGUAGUCACAACGUAGUGGAUGGGGAAGGAACCGAGUCCACAGUCGUCCCUGUUGUGACCGGAGUAGCGUGCCCCAUAAUCGCGGCUCCAGUUCUCCUUGUUGCUACCGGAGUAGAUGUCCCAGCCUCUUCUCCGCUUGCUGCUGCUCUCCCCACCCUCCACCGUGGUCAGGGAAGAGGCAGCCGCCGUAGACCUCGUCGGAAAGGUCUCCCUGCUUCGCCUUCUCCUCGCCGGCCUUCUCUCUCUGCUCUAGUGGACCCCCCUGCAACUGCAGGGUCAACAGAGACGGAACAGGUUCUCUGCGAUGAUGUCGCCUCCUCCCUCGAGGCGCUGACCUCCUCUCUGCCUGCGGGUCAUGUAGCCCCUGUUGAAUCUGCCAUCCCUUCUGUCUCUAUUGAGUCUGUCGCCCCCUUGCAGAUUUCCCCUUUGCCUCUCGGUAUCUCUGCCUUCCUCAAAUCGUUGCCUAAGGGAUUUUUAUCCCCUAGGCCCUCUCUCUCCUCGAUCUCUCCUCCUACCGAUGUGGUCCCCCUCCCAAUAGACGUUGUCCCCCGUGCAAUCGAUGUGGUCCCCACUGUGAUGGAUUCAUCCCUCAAUUCUGAUUCAAGAAUUUCCAAUUUAUGUGGUCAGCCUAUUGACCCGGGUUAG